Molecule: messenger RNA, 324 nt
Organism: Fomitopsis serialis
Lineage: Eukaryota; Fungi; Basidiomycota; Agaricomycetes; Polyporales; Fomitopsidaceae
Exons: 2
Coding region: 1-324 (107 amino acids)
Source: RefSeq, a predicted model, not a curated record
AUGGCACCCCAAACAGUGAUGUGCAACUGUUCUACAUGCAAGGGUUCUCCCCUCGCGUAUAACGAAUAUCGGCAUCACCAGACAGAAGAAAAGCGUCGAGAAGAAGUACGUCAAGAGGAGAAACGUUGCACAGACCAGUUGAUUGAGGAGAAGCGCAAAGAAGAAGAGCGUGCAAUCGCCGAGGCCAAAUUCGAUGCCAUGCUUGACGAAUUGACGUAUAUGACGUUGACGGAUGACGGGCUUGAGACGGGUAACACCCAGCACAACACAAUGUGGGGACGAGGCGUGGACGACUCACCGUUGAGUAUGUUUUCAGCUCUCUAA